AUGGCUUCAUGUUGUUCGCAGUUGUACAUAUCUCGAGGUUCUAUGGAUUCUUUUUCUUUGGUAUCUGAUGCUGCAUAUAUAAGUGCAAGCUUGGCUCGAAUAACACGUGCUUUAUUUGAGAUUUGCUUACGAAGAGGCUGGUGUGAGAUGUCUCUGUUCAUGUUGGAAUACUGCAAGGCUGUGGAUCGUCAAGUUUGGCCACAUCAACAUCCUCUUAGACAAUUUGACAAGGACCUAUCUGCAGAAGUAUUGCGGAAGCUUGAAGAACGUGGGGCUGACCUAGAUCGCCUGUUUGAGAUGGAGGAAAAAGACAUUGGGGCAUUAAUUCGGUAUGUGCCAGGAGGAAGGUUGGUCAAGCAAAACCUAGGGUAUUUUCCAUCACUUCAGUUAUCAGCAACUGUGAGUCCAAUUACCAGAACUGUGUUGAAGGUUGAUUUGGUCAUUACGCCUGUUUUUGUUUGGAAAGAUCGUUUUCAUGGUACUGCUCAACGUUGGUGGAUUUUGGUAGAGGUGCCAAAUCAUUUUAUCUGGGUGAGAAGUGAGAUGAAUGGAAUCAAGGAAUGCCCAGAAAGGACUCCAAUCCUACAGGAUUCUGAGAAUGAUCACAUAUACCACUCUGAACUGUUUACACUGACAAAGCGGAUGGCAAGGGGCGAACCUUACAAGCUUUCCUUCACUGUACCUAUAUUCGAACCACAUCCACCACAAUAUUACAUUCAUGCCAUUUCUGAUUCCUGGCUUCAUGCGGAGUCAUUCUACACUAUAACCUUUCACAAUUUACCACUGCCAGAGGCUCGUACUUCUCACACAGAACUCCUUGAUUUAAAACCUCUUCCUGUGUCUUCCCUUGGCAGCAGUGCUUAUGAAGCAUUGUAUAAAUUUUCACAUUUUAAUCCUAUACAAACACAAACUUUUCAUGUCUUGUAUCACACGGACAAUAAUGUUCUGUUAGGAGCUCCAACUGGAAGUGGAAAAACUAUAUCUGCGGAGCUUGCUAUGUUUCGUCUUUUCAAUACUCAUCCUGAUAUGAAGGUUAUUUAUAUAGCUCCUUUGAAAGCUAUUGUUAGGGAAAGAAUGAGUGAUUGGCAAAAGCGUCUUGUCUCUCAGCUAGGGAAAAAGAUGGUUGAAAUGACUGGAGACUUUACUCCUGAUUUGACGGCUCUUAUGUCGGCCAAUAUCAUCAUAUCUACUCCUGAAAAGUGGGAUGGAAUAAGUCGUAAUUGGCAUACCCGUAGUUAUGUGACAAAGGUUGGACUUAUGAUUUUGGAUGAAAUUCACUUAUUGGGAGCAGAUCGUGGGCCCAUCCUUGAGGGGUUUGAUUCUUGCGGUCCCCCGACUUAUAAUAUGUUUGAAGAAUUUGAUUUAGCACGAGAGCGGGCAGUACGAUUUAUAGGCCUUUCUACAGCGCUUGCUAACGCUGGUGAUCUAGCUGAUUGGUUAGGCGUUGAGGAAAUUGGACUCUUCAAUUUCAAGCCAAGUGUGAGGCCUGUACCUCUGGAAGUUCAUAUUCAGGCAAGUGAAUUUGGUGGUUAUCCUGGAAAGUAUUACUGCCCAAGGAUGAAUAGCAUGAAUAAACCAGCAUAUGCUGCAAUAUGCACACAUUCACCUGCAAAACCCGUUCUUAUAUUUGUCUCAUCCCGACGUCAGACAAGACUUACAGCACUUGACCUUAUUCAGUUUGCUGCUUCAGAUGAACAAUCAAGACAAUUCCUUAGUUUGCCUGAAGAAUCCCUGCAGAUGGUUCUGUCUCAAGUCUCUGAUCAAAACCUUAGGCAUACUUUACAAUUUGGCAUUGGAUUACAUCAUGCAGGCCUGAAUGACAAAGACAGAUCACUGGUUGAGGAACUCUUUGGAAACAACAAAAUUCAGGCAUACUUUUAUAUUGGUUUGUACCAGCACAUUGGCUUGGGGUGUGAAUCUUCCAGCUCAUCUGGUGAUCAUCAAGGUGAUGUAGUUGUAGAAGGUGGGACAGAAUACUAUGAUGGAAAGGCAAAGAGGUAUGUUGAUUUUCCAAUCACUGAUAUUUUGCAAAUGAUGGGUCGUGCUGGACGCCCUCAAUUUGAUCAACAUGGGAAAGCCGUGAUUCUCGUUCAUGAACCCAAGAAGAGCUUCUAUAAAAAGUUCUUGUAUGAACCCUUCCCCGUUGAGAGUAGUUUGAGGGAGCAUUUGCACGAUCACAUUAAUGCGGAAAUUAUUUCUGGAACCAUUUGCCAUAAACAAGAUGCUGUGCAUUAUCUUACAUGGACAUACUUAUUUCGUAGACUGCUCCGGCCAGAGGAAGGUGGCACGUGGUCUUCAAGUGCCAAACAACAGCGAGCAGAGUGGCAACGCGUGAGGUGGAAUCAGCAGCUGCGACCUGGACAUUAUUCGGCAAAGUGCUCCAGAUCUGGUGGUCACCGUGGCAAUGGCUGUGGCCAGCGGAGGCAGACAGUGGUUGGUGGUAGCAGAUGGCGGCUGGUGGUGGUAGAUCAUAGUGGAUUUAAUAUGGUGAAUCCUGCUUACUAUGGACUGGAGAAUGCUGAAUCGGAAUUUAUAAAUUCAUAUUUGUCUAGCUUAGUGCAGAAUACAUUUGAGGAUUUGGAAGACAGUGGAUGCAUAAAGAUGGAUGAAGACAGGGUGGAGCCCAUGAUGUUGGGUUCAAUUGCAUCUCAGUAUUAUCUCAGCUACAUGACUGUGUCAAUGUUUGGCUCAAACAUAGGUCCAGAUACAUCACUUGAAGUCUUUCUGCAUAUCUUAUCUGCUGCUUCUGAAUUUGAUGAGCUACCUGUGCGUCAUAAUGAGGAUCAUUGCAAGAAAGAAAGAAUGGAAGAGAUAGAAUCAGUAGCAAUAGCAAUGUGGUACUGGAAAGAGGUGUCAAGUCAGGUCCAGAGACCUUUGCAAAGGCAUCCUGACACAAAAUAUGCCGAAGUAGGAAUAAUUUACUCCAAAUUCCAUCUAAGACCCUCAUCCAUAUCAAACUAUAGUGAAAUUAAAGCAGAUUCCAGCAGUGAGAGCUCUAUCUUAGAUGAAAAGUACAACGAAGCACUGUCUGUGAAAGUUAAAUAUCCAGUGGAUAAGAACCGUCUAGAUGACCCUCACAUCAAAGCAACUCUUUUAUUUCAGGCUCAUUUUUCUCAAUUGGAGUUACCAAUUAGUGACUAUGUCACAGACUUGAAAUCUGUGUUAGAUCAGAGUAUACGCAUAAUUCAGGCAAUGAUUGAUAUAUGUGCAAACAGUGGGUGGCUUUCAAGCUCAAUUGCUUGCAUGCGUCUUCUGCAAAUGGUCAUGCAGGGCUUGUGGUAUGAGAAGGACUCUUCCUUAUGGAUGCUGCCAUGCAUGAAUACAGAUCUGUUAAGUUCACUUAGCCAAAGAGGAAUUUCUAGUGUGCAGGAAUUGCUAGAUAUUCCGAAAACAGCAUUGCAGACUGUUACUGCAAAUUUCCCAGCUUCAAGAUUGUACCAGGAUCUACAACAUUUCCCUCAUAUUAAAAUGAAAUUGAAAGUUCAGAGGAGGGACACUGAUGGUGAGAGGUCUCAUACAUUAAACAUCAGAUUAGAGAAGAUCAAUUCAAGACGACACUCCUCUAGAGCAUUUGUUCCUCGAUUUCCAAAGAUAAAAGAGGAACAGUGGUGGUUGGUUCUGGGUAAUACCUCUACAUCUGAACUGUAUGCUUUGAAAAGAGUUUCUUUUUCAGAUCACUUAGUUACCUCAAUGAAGUUGCCUCAGACUCCAGCUAGUCUUCAGGGCAUAAAACUUAUUUUAGUCUCCGAUUGUUACAUUGGAUUUGAACAAGAACACUCAAUUGAUAAUCUUGAUGUGUGUUAA
This is a messenger RNA of Sphenostylis stenocarpa, 3804 nucleotides long. The record is from the annotation of a GenBank genome assembly. Lineage: Eukaryota; Viridiplantae; Streptophyta; Magnoliopsida; Fabales; Fabaceae.